Erythranthe guttata (spotted monkey flower) is the source of this 951-nucleotide messenger RNA. Its product is annotated as wall-associated receptor kinase carboxy-terminal protein. The record is from RefSeq and is a predicted model, not a curated record. Lineage: Eukaryota; Viridiplantae; Streptophyta; Magnoliopsida; Lamiales; Phrymaceae. Gene Ontology annotation, molecular function: polysaccharide binding.
ACCAACUGAGUAGUAAUUCUUCUUCUCACUCUAAAGUCUGGGCAAAAAAAUAUGACCACCCUUCUAAAUUCGUCACCAUUACUUGCAGUCAAACUAAAUCUUGCAGCCUUGAUAACAUUUCUACUUGCAGCAACCACCACCUCUCUCUGCCGGAAUUUCUGCAACAACAUACCCAUAAACUACCCAUUUGGCAUCGACGAAGGCUGCGGCGCCGCCCAGUUCCGCCACAUGCUAAACUGCUCCUCCAUUGGACUCUUCUUCCUCACCCCCUCCGGUAGCUACAAGAUUCAAACCAUAGAUUACAACAAGAAAACACUAGUAAUAUUCGACCCCUCCAUGUCCACCUGCUCCAUCCUCCAACCCCACCACGACUUUCUCAUGACCGACAUUCAGUCCGUCACUAUACCACCAUCACCCGACACCAUUUUCGUGCUCAUGAAUUGCUCCAUCGAUUCUCCUGUCCUCAACCACUACAGGUCGUUGUGCUUCAACUUCUCCGGUCACUCGUGUGACGAGCUUUACAGCAGCUGCAGCUCGUUCAAGCUAUUCCACAUCCUCUCCAACUCCACACCGCCAUGCUGCUUCACGAGAUACGAUACGGUGAAGUUUAUGAGCAUGAAUAUUCUGGACUGCACACAUUACACGAGUGUGUACAAUGUAGAUAGAUUGGAGGGGAUUGGAGCAUUGGACUGGCUUUACGGGAUUAAGCUGUCUUAUAGUUUGCCUGAUUUUGGAUGUGAGAAAUGUGCAAAAUCUGGGGGUACUUGCGGCUUCGAUGUCGAGACUCAGGGAUUCGUCUGUGUUUGUUCAACGACGAGCAAUGCUACAAGAGACUGUGAUGGAGGGAUUGCUAUCAACAGAGGAAAUAGUUUAGCAGCAGCAUCUCCUUCGGGGCUACAACUGUUUUUAUUCUUCGUCUUGGUAGCACUUUCUUGCUUGUGAUACUUUUAU